AAACCAUGACGAAAUUAGUAAAUUACUCUUAACAAUUUCAAAACAUGCGAGCGGGGAGCCAAGUGCGGGCGGCUACAGGGACUGGGGAUGGCAACAGGAAGCGCCGGGAUGGGAAGUGACGACGGAGCGGAGGAGUUGCUACGGGAAGAGGGGACGGGGACGGAGACUGGUGAUGGCGAGCUGGGAGCUGCUACGCUGAUUGGCGAUGGCGAGGAUGCCGUCGGGAAGCAAGGAUGGGAAGAGUUGACGGCGGCAGGGUCUGGCGCCGCUCUUUUCCCUUUGUUCAUGAAGAGUCGAAGACAAAAACUGAAUUAUAGUUAGGGUUCUUUCCCAGGCCCACGAUUUUGCCUUUCAUUUUCAAUUUUUGAUUUUCUUUUUCAAUUUAUUUUAUUAAACAGAACGGUCGGAAGGGAAAAAUCGAGCGACCGGUUCGAGCAGCUCAAACGGUUAAUCGUCUUGACUGCUCGCCUGCCGCUCCAUAAAACCGUAGCAGCUAAAUGACUGGCCCGAGCCGGUUUUGCGACCAGGUGGCGGGUUUAGCGGUCUGACCAGCCGGCUCGGUCCAGUCUUAAUAACACUGGUUAUUAGCG
This is a messenger RNA of Linum trigynum, 590 nucleotides long. The record is from the annotation of a GenBank genome assembly. NCBI's taxonomy places the organism in Eukaryota, Viridiplantae, Streptophyta, Magnoliopsida, Malpighiales, Linaceae.